This is a messenger RNA of Mesorhabditis spiculigera, 1959 nucleotides long. The record is from the annotation of a GenBank genome assembly. NCBI's taxonomy places the organism in Eukaryota, Metazoa, Nematoda, Chromadorea, Rhabditida, Rhabditidae.
AUGUCCGACGAAUACGAGGAAGUCGAGGUGGCCGAAGCCACGGAAGGAGACGAGGAGAUCAGCGCACAUCCGGCUGAGGAAGAUCGGACCGAGGAUCAGCAGCCCGAGGGAGAGCCUGUCGACGAGGCGGCCCCGGCUGAAGAUGAACCCCCGGCGGAGGAGGAGCCUGUGGCUGAGGAGGAGCAGGUAGAGGACAUCCCGGUUGAGGAGGAGCCGGUCGCUGAAGAGGAGCCACCAGCGGAAGAAGAGCCUGCCCCUGAAGAGGAUGCCCCGGUUGAGGAGGAACCCCCAGCGGAGGAAGAGCCAGUGGCUGAGGAAGAGCCUCCAGCAGAAGAGGAGCCCGUCCCAGAGGAGGAACCUGUAGCUGAGGAGGAGCCCCCGGCAGAAGAAGAGCCGGUUGCUGAAGAGGAGCCACCAGCUGAGGAGGAGCCCGUCGCCGAGGAGGUCCCAGAAGAGGCCCCGGUUGAGGAGGAGCCCGUUGCUGAGGAGGAGCCCCCAGUGGAGGAGGAACCCGUCCCAGAAGAGGAGCCUGUGGCCGAGGAGGAGCCUCCAGCUGAGGAGGAGCCCGUCCCGGAAGAGGAGCCAGUUGCCGAGGAGGCCCCGGCUGAAGAGCCCGUCGAGGAACAAGUCGAGCAGCAAGAAUUCACUUUUGAUGAAUCUGCCCCGCCACAGGAAGAGGUUCCGGCCUCAGAACCCUCGAGCCCGGUGAAAUCUCCUAAGAAGAAGAAGAAGAAGGCCAAGGUUGCCGAGGCUGAGCCAGAAGAGGCUGAACCUGUUGCGGAAGAGGCCCCGGCUGAGGAACCACAGGCCGAGGAGGUCGUUGAUGCGUCCCCUCAAGAAGAGGCGGCUCCGGAAGAGGAACCCCAAGAAGAGGCUGCUCCGGAGCCCGAGGCCAAGGAGCCGAGCCCCGUCCCGGAGAGGCGUUCGUCCCCUCCGGCCCGUCGUGCAUCUCCAUCGCCGCCACCAAGGAGGGAACCACAGAGGAUCACGCAGACUUAUGAUGACUACGACAAGGAUUCCCACCGCAAGAUUCCGCCAGCGCGUGAGCCAGUGGGAGAGUCCUUCUCCUCGUGGACACCAGCCGAUUCUGGAAAGAAAUACGAGUCGAUUUCGAACUAUGCGAGCGACGUUUCGAAGAAAUACGACAGCGGAUAUUCCUCAUCCUACACCCCCACCGUCCAGGCCUACACGCGCAAAUUCGACGAUUACGUCAGCACUGGCCCGUUCUCGAACGCCCUAUACUCGACCUCCCGUCUCGUCUCCCGAUCGCGAUCCCGUACCCGCGAACGUCGCAAUUCUCGACGGGCCCAGCGCUCAUCAUCCAACUACUAUCGAUCCAUGUUCUCGUCGGCCCUGCCAGCCCCAGCCGCGAUGCAUUCUCGUGAAUAUUCUCAGCCGCCACCAUCAGCCGUUAUUCGUACUCCCGGCCGUUCCACUUCAUUCGCCUCGUUCAUCGAUUAUGCUGGACAGAAGAACUACGAAUUGCAGAGGACAAGCUCUGUUGUUGCCGACUCGGCCAAUGCACUCAGCCGCUCCAGCUCUCGCGGCAACGUAGACCUGUACCUGGGAGGUGGCCGUCUCUCGCGUGUUGAUAGCUUCGUCAAUCAUAUGGAUACGCCGUAUGAGGCUUAUCAGCCGGCCAGCUACGAGCGUGUCCAGAGGUCCAGCUCCGUCUCCAGGCCCAUCGGAUAUUCGGCCUACACAUCGACGCCGCUCUAUCUGGAAUCGGGACGUUACGACUCGACCCCGGUCGGUGUUCGCAGUCUCUACGAGGGUCGAAUCGGCGCCCUGGAGCGCAGUCUGUCCCGCGAGAGAAUUAAUAAGGACCGGUUGCGCCAUCAAUACCAGGACCUCUCAUCGAAGCUCGAUCAGGCGUGUAGACAGAUGUCUCUCCUCAGAACAUCUUCAUACUCGGCUAUGCCACGCUCUUCCGUCUACACUCAUAUGUAUCCAUGCUAU